AUCGUAUACGUCACAUGAAGGUGACGUUCUAGAUCAGCGUUGUCGUAACAAACAAAGUUUUCCACAUCGAAAUCCGGCCGUUGCUGAAGCACAGGCAGCCAGCGUCGAGCGUGAUGUGAGGGCUCGUUACGAGCGAGCGUCCAUGUCCGAUUCGCAAGCGAUAGGCCAAGGGGCCAUGUUAGAUACACGUAGGCAUUUUUUCUACCCUGACAGCAGUAGUGACACAGAAGAGUAUACGAGAGACGCGGAAGACCGUCGCAAACGUCUUUCCAAGCGUAACGGACCGAGUAUAAGAAGAGUUCCAUCAAAUAUGCCGCCGAAGAACCAAGCACCUAACGCACCGAUUCCAUCGACCUCAAGUCAGGAACCUCCGAAGAAUGGCCAGAAAAACCAGUUGUGUGAUGAUAGGAUUACUCUCGUAGUUGAUAACACUCGGUUCGUGGUCGAUCCAGCUCAGUUCACCGCUCAUCCCAACACAAUGCUGGGUAGAAUGUUUAGUUCUGGUAUAGAGUUCACCCACCCAAAUGAGAGGGGUGAGUACGAAGUGGCGGAGGGUAUAUCGGCGACGGUGUUCCGCGCCAUCCUGGAGUACUACCGCGGCGGUACUAUCCGCUGCCCGCCCACCGUGUCCGUUCAGGAGCUGAGAGAGGCGUGUGAUUACUUGCUGGUGCCUUUUGACGCUAAUACUGUGAGGUGCCAGAAUCUACGUGGACUCCUCCACGAACUAUCAAACGAAGGUGCCCGUCGUCAGUUCGAAAGUUUCCUAGAAAGACUCAUCCUGCCUCUGAUGGUGGAGUCAGCCCAGCGUGGAGACAGGGAGUGUCAUGUCGUUGUACUAUUAGAUGAUGAUUCUGUGGAGUGGGAUGAAGAGUACCCUCCCCAGAUGGGUGAUGAAUACAGCCAGACGGUUCUGUCUACACCGCUGUACAGGUUCUUCAAAUACAUUGAGAACAGAGAUGUCGCAAAGCAGGUGAUGAAGGAACGAGGCCUUAAGAAAAUCCGCCUGGGUGUAGAAGGUUACCCAACAUACAAGGAGAAAGUGCGCAAGCGUCCCGGCGGCAGAGCUGAAGUUAUAUACAAUUACGUCCAACGCCCCUUCAUCCACAUGUCCUGGGAGAAAGAGGAAGCGAAAAGCAGACAUGUUGACUUCCAAUGUUUUAAAUCCAAAUCGGUGACAAACUUAGCCGAGGCCACCGCUGACCCUGUGAUAGAGUUGGAACCGAACAGAGCAAGAGAGGAAGUCGAGAUCCAGGAUCCAGGUGAAAUACAGGACGAAGAACAGUGAUUAAUGGUCCCGAGGGUGGUCAGGAUAUUAAUGGCAUUUUUUUGCUGGUACUCGAUAUGAAGGUUUUAGUACCAAGAAGUGAAGUGUUAAGUGAUUAACGGAAUAUCAUAUUAUGGAGUGUAUCAAUUUUAUCGGUGAUGAGUUAAAAGUGAUGAUCUAAGAUGGUGUAAUAUCGUGUUUGGUUUGUAGUGUAACAAACAGCUAUGAAAAUACAGCAAUUUAAAUAAUUGAGUUGAGAUUUAGUAAAUUAAAUGGGUGAAAUUAAAAACCCUGGUUUUGUACAUGUUAUGAUAUAUGGCGCCGCCAUAUUUGAUUCGCAAUGACGUCAUAAAGCUAUACCUAGCAUCUAUAAUAAAAAGGCCGUUAAACAACGCUUUUUUGUAUUUAGAAAAUUAUAUUAUUAUUUGUUAAAUACUACAGUUAAACUACACAUGCAAGUAAUAAUUGUCCUAAAAACUUAACAUAGAAAAAAUUAGUGAAUGAUAUUUUUUCCACUUAAAAUGCGUUCAUUUUAAGUAUAUAGGAGUUUUUUAAGGGAGUAUUAUAGAUCAAACAUAUAAUGAAAAAAAAUUAAAUUACAUUUGUUUGUAACUUGCUAAAAUUACAUUGGCAAGACAUGAGUUUAUUACAAUCGGUUAAAAAUUUUUUGGAAAAUUUUAUUAUAGUCUUCAGUAUAUAUUGUACACAGUUAACAUAAAGGCGACAUAAAAACAUGGUGUCUAUCGAAAUUGGGUUUUAGAUGAUAAAAAUAAAUGUUAAGGCUGUUAGCUUGCAUUGAUGUUACUUGUACGGACUAUGGAGAAAUGGCAAUCAAAAAUAUAUGUAAAUUAGUUAAGAAUUUGCACAUUUGUAUACUAGAAUUUAUUUAAGCAAAUUUUAAUUCGGUUUCAAAAGAAUUUGUAUAAAAAUAUAAUUAAUAUCAAUAUACUUGAGGCUUUCUAAAAUUUUUUUGAUUGUAUCGUCAAUCUGUGCUAUGUAUCUUGAAAUGGGGGUAAAGUUAUAUUGUUUUAUUUAUUAUAAUCCUUAAAAAAAUGUGUUAACGUUAAUAUCAUUUGACCCUUUUGAGACAUAUAUAUUAAACAUACAUACUAGUAAAUAUAUUAAUAAACUAAAUGCUUUUAAUCAGGUUUAAUUUGGUUCACAUCAAUACCAAUUAGGGCUUUAGAAAAACGUAAACAGAAUUCUGUGGUUCCACAAAAUUUUUGUCAUCUAUAUAAAUAAAAAUAAAUGUAUAUACUCUCAUAAUUUAUGAACAACUGCAUUGAAUAAUUCUUUGUUAAAUAAAAGGAAUAAAUUGCAGUACUAAGUUCGCCGAGCUAUCAAGUUUUCCAAUGUAAAAGACAUCUUUGUCCCAUAAUUUAAUAAAAUAGUCUAAAAGAAGGUUUUAUCACCUAACGAAAAAUUGUCUAGAAAGGGUUAACUUGGGAAUUAUAUUUGUAAAUGAUUUUAUUUCAUAUAUAUUUUGGGGUAUAAACCCUUUUUUAAAUACUUUAUUUGAUUCAAUCUUAAACUCGAUAAAAAACCGAUGUUAUACUACGCUUUAGAUAGAUGUGACUAUGAAAAUAUACAUUAUUAUUUUUAUAUUUAACGGUUAUAUAAUAACGCAUACUUGUUACAGUUUAUGGCAAUUAGAUGGGCUUCUUGAGUUUUUGACAACGCCAUCUAGUGACAAAAUACUAACCUUGAAAUGCGAAGCAUACUUUCUAAAUAAUACAAAUAGAUUUAAAAAGACGAAACAAAUAGUCUUACCUAGUGAUGACGAUUUGUGACACAUUUAUUUACAUAUCUUCAUUUUAUAGGUAGUAAUAAAAAUUAAACGUGGACAAAAAACUGAAGCAAGCGUUUAAGGGUUAAGUUAAACUAUUUUUAUGAUAAAUUUUUAUUUGAUUUUGUUUUAUAAAGCAUCGCAAAUAAUUACGAUGUAUUCGGACCAAUAUAUAGAUUAGUCAAAACGAUUUUUUUACUAUGACUUAUUUUUUAAAAUAUUUUUUUGUCACUACGGUUUUUCAAUGAUUGUAAUGCCAUUAGCAAUAGUCAGUAUGCGAACAUUAUUUAAAAUUAUGCUCUACUACUAGCUAGGCAUGAAUUUUUAGAAGUUGUCAAAUAUUGCCAUAGGAAUAUACACCAUACUGGCAUGGGCUGGUUUCACUGUUGUUAAUAAAGUUUAUCCAGCACAUAAGUUACUGAUAUAAUUUAUCAGCAGGAAGUAAUACAGGCUUUUAUUACUUUUAUCCAUCACAUAUAAUAUGUGACGGAUAAAAAUGGAAUUUGAUUAUAAAAAAAGAAAAGUUAUCAUAGACUUUGUCUGUUAUAUCCGUAAGAUAGCUUUAUUAGCAACCAGUCAAACAGGCCUACGAAGUCCUUAAAAUAAAGAACUGUAAAUUACUGUAUAACUAAAUACAUAAUUCUCCUAUUUACAUUAAAUAGAGGUAAAUAUGGAUGAGACCCAAGAAAAUGUUCUGGCAACUUUUAAAAAUCCAAAAUGGCUUUCUAUUCAGCUGAUGCAGAAUAACUGUUAUGAUAUUGUAAUUAUCAUAGUUGGUUUUCCUUAUCUGCUAGAUAGUCGAUACCUAAUUAAUAUACUCCAAUGGUGUUCUUUUUUAUUAUAUUGAUGAUUAAUUA
Molecule: messenger RNA, 3907 nt
Organism: Melitaea cinxia (Glanville fritillary)
Lineage: Eukaryota; Metazoa; Arthropoda; Insecta; Lepidoptera; Nymphalidae
Gene: mri
Product: BTB/POZ domain-containing protein 10
Exons: 4
Coding region: 143-1285 (380 amino acids)
Biological process (GO): positive regulation of phosphorylation
Cellular component (GO): cytoplasm
Molecular function (GO): protein binding
Source: RefSeq, a predicted model, not a curated record